AUGAAGCGAUUAAUGCUAUUUCAUGUGAUACAAACGUAUGUCCCAUCAGCAAUGCUUGUCUCUAUUUCAUGGAUGAGCUUUUGGCUUGACCCUCGUGCAUCACCAGCUCGGGUGACACUGACCAUUACAACAUUGCUUACAUUGACCACAAUGAGUAAUGGUGCAAGACAAGAUUUACCGCAAGUUAGCUAUAUUAAAGCACUGGAUAUUUGGUUAACAUUCUCACAGGCAUUAAUAUUUCUUGUAUUGUUGGAGUAUUCAUUUGUUAGCUAUUAUUUAACCAAACGUGAUUACAAUUGCAUACAUCGUCAUGUUUUUGGUACCACCGAACUUCAUUCUGAAAUGGGAAAG
Messenger RNA from Loa loa (African eye worm), 351 nucleotides. RefSeq lists its product as hypothetical. The record is from RefSeq and is a predicted model, not a curated record. Gene Ontology annotation, molecular function: neurotransmitter receptor activity; transmembrane signaling receptor activity; chloride channel activity. Gene Ontology annotation, cellular component: neuron projection; synapse; membrane. Lineage: Eukaryota; Metazoa; Nematoda; Chromadorea; Rhabditida; Onchocercidae. The annotation marks the transcript as partial. Gene Ontology annotation, biological process: signal transduction; chloride transmembrane transport; regulation of membrane potential. The transcript is spliced from 3 exons.